This is a messenger RNA of Oncorhynchus gorbuscha (pink salmon), 2251 nucleotides long. Its product is annotated as OTU domain-containing protein 7A-like. The record is from RefSeq and is a predicted model, not a curated record. The transcript has 12 exons. The coding region runs from base 200 to 2116 and encodes 638 amino acids. Gene Ontology annotation, molecular function: cysteine-type deubiquitinase activity; K63-linked polyubiquitin modification-dependent protein binding. NCBI's taxonomy places the organism in Eukaryota, Metazoa, Chordata, Actinopteri, Salmoniformes, Salmonidae. Gene Ontology annotation, cellular component: cytoplasm; nucleus. Gene Ontology annotation, biological process: protein K48-linked deubiquitination; protein deubiquitination involved in ubiquitin-dependent protein catabolic process; protein K63-linked deubiquitination.
GUAACCGGUGUUCCCUCCAUCAUGUCUGCCGGUGAAACGAUGGAUUAAAGAGUAGAGCCGUUGUGUGUGAUGCCAGACACAAGCAUGCCUCAGAAAGGGCAUCUAACAACCCCACUGUGAUCAGAUAGAAAUGACAGUGUGAAGGCUGGCGUCCACUAAGGUGACCGUAGCGGCCUGGGCAGCCCAUCCACAUGAUCACAUGACUCUGGACAUGGACGCCGUCCUGUCGGACUUCGUCAGGUCCACUGGGGCGGAGCCUGGGCUGGCCAGAGAUCUGCUGGAAGGUAAGAACUGGGACCUGAGCGCUGCUCUCAGUGACUAUGAGCAGCUAAGACAAGUACACACUGUCAACCUGCCCACUGUCUUCAACGAGGGCCGUUACUACCGGCAACCGGACCACGACACCCCCCAGCACCUCAGCAAGGUGGAACGGCCCGGUGUCCAGAGACAGGAGGACAACAUGCAAGAGAAGCGCCUGUCUCGGGGCAUCUCCCAUGCCAGCUCUGCCAUCGUGUCGUUGGCACGGUUCCACGUGGCCAGUGAGUGUAUCAGUGAGCAGUUUCCUCUGGAGAUGCCCAUCUACACCUUCCAGCUGCCUGACCUCAGCGUCUACAGUGAAGACUUCAGGACCUUUAUAGAGAAGGACCUCAUCGAACAGUCUACCAUGAUGGCCCUGGAACAGGCUGGUCGUCUGAACUGGUGGGCCACUAUGUGUACCAGUUGUAAGCGUCUUCUUCCUCUGGCCACCACGGGGGACGGCAACUGUCUGCUACAUGCUGCUUCUUUAGGGAUGUGGGGCUUCCACGACAGAGACCUGGUGCUGAGGAAGUCUCUGUAUGGCAUGAUGAAGAGUGGAGCGGAGAGAGAGGCUCUGAAGAGGAGGUGGAGGUGGCAGCAGACACAACAGAACAAAGAGUCAGGGCUGGUGUACACGGAGGAGGAAUGGGAGAGAGAAUGGAACGAGCUGCUGAAACUAGCUUCUAGUGAACCGCGUACACACAGCAGCAAGAAUAACAACAAUACCGGAGGGGUGGAUAACUCAGAGGACCCUGUGUAUGAGAGUCUGGAGGAGUUUCAUGUGUUUGUCCUGGCUCACGUGCUGCGUCGACCAAUCAUAGUGGUGGCUGACACCAUGCUACGGGACUCAGGGGGAGAGGCAUUUGCCCCCAUCCCGUUUGGAGGGCUGUACCUGCCCCUGGAGGUGCCUCCUAACCUGUGCCACUGCUCCCCCCUGGUCCUAGCUUACGACCAGGCUCACUUCUCUGCCCUGGUGUCCAUGGAGCAGAAGGACCAGCACCAAGAACAAGCUGUGAUCCCGCUGACCGACUCAGAACACAAGCUGCUAUCUCUCCACUUCGCUACGGACCCUGGGAAGGACUGGGAGUGGAGCCGAGACCACAACGACAACAUCAAGCUAGCCAAUUUAAUCCUGUCUCUGGAAGCCAAACUGAACCUGCUGCAUAACUACAUGAACGUAACAUGGAUCAGGAUACCAUCUGAGACCAGGGCUCCCCUGGCCCAGCCGGAGUCUCCCACGGCGUCCCACGGGGGCGACGACGUCCAGUCUCUAGCCGACUCCAUGGACUCCGACCGCGACUCCGUCUGCAGCAACUCCAACGUCAACACCGGCAAGGUGGAGAAGACGGAGAGGCAGCAACAGCGUAAAGACAAGGACAAGACCAGGACGGACUCUGUGGCCAACAAGCUAGGCAGCUUCAGCAAAACCCUGGGUAUCAAGCUGAAGAAGAACAUGGGAGGUCUGGGAGGGCUGGUCCACGGAAAGAUCAACCGCUCCAACUCUGGAGGCAACGGCCGGAACAACGGAGGAGGAGGUGGGGGCGGCAACGGAGGAGGGACAGAGAAUAACGUAGAGAAGAAGAAGGAGAAAAAGGAAGGAAAAGCCCGGAAGGAUGGAGGAGGAGGAGAGAAGGAGGGCCAGUCUGCGAGUACGUCGUUCUCCUCGGACAAGACCACCAGCCCGUCUCCCACUGAGCGUCCCCAGGCGUGCCCUCUCCUCCCGGGGAACGGGACAGGGACAGGGGGGGUCUCCUGGCCAGGCUGGUGGGGGACAAGGCCCUGUCGGAGCACUGGAAGUACAGCACAGACGUCAAGCUGAGCCUCAACAUACUGAGAGCCGCCAUGCAGGGCGAGAGGAAGUUCAUCUUCGCCGGCCUUCUCCUCACCUCUCAUCGCCACCAGUUCCACGAGGAGAUGAUCUCCUUCUACCUGACCUCCGCUCAGGAGCGCUUCU